Molecule: messenger RNA, 3746 nt
Organism: Diospyros lotus (date-plum)
Lineage: Eukaryota; Viridiplantae; Streptophyta; Magnoliopsida; Ericales; Ebenaceae
Product: SUPPRESSOR OF ABI3-5
Exons: 16
Coding region: 381-3578 (1065 amino acids)
Biological process (GO): mRNA splicing, via spliceosome
Cellular component (GO): nucleus
Molecular function (GO): RNA binding
Source: RefSeq, a predicted model, not a curated record
CCGUUUUCAUUGUAUUCUAGGGUUUGCUAGCUCCACCCUGCGAGUCUGAAAGAACGGCUCUCUCUCUCCCUCUCUCCCCUUUUUCUUUCUGCGACGAACUGUUUUAUGCCUAUCUAUCCUCAGCCUUUUCACUUUGUGUCUACAAUCUUCGAUCUGACCUAAUUAACCAGAGAUCGGUCUCUGUUAUCUUUUCUGUAUAUUAGUGAGACAUUCGGAUUACGCAGGGGCCACGUCGCUGACCGGAGAUAUCCAGGAAGCAUCCGGGCUCGGAUUCAGCGUAAGAUUGCAAAACCACGAAAGUUUUCAAACUUCCGCUCCUGAAAUUUCUGAACAAUCAUCAAGAGCUUUGUAGGGGAGAACAACUUCAGGCCUUACAAGAAAUGGAUCCUGGUCGCUUUGGUCUUCAGCAAGGAUGGGAAAAUAACAGCGCUUUGGAGGGGUAUGGUCCAGUCCAUGAGCCAAACUUCCGGGUUGGUGGUUCAUAUGAUGAUAGGAGGUUUAUUGAUGAAAGAUUCUCAAGGGAUAGUAUCUACUCCCGGAAUGCCUUCCAUCGUGACAUACUGGAGAGGGAGAACUAUCCACCCCCAUCUGCAAUUGGCCCAUGGCCGCAAACCAGAAGGAGAAGUUAUGAAGAAGGAUAUUCACUUGAGAGGGACUCUAGGCGACAUGAGAAGCCCUAUGAUUCAUAUCGGGACAUAGAUGCUUUCCAUGAAGCUGACAAAUAUCAUGAGUUUGGUACAUUUCAGGAAUAUGAGAAGUUCCGAGAUGGCUAUCAUGGUAUGGACAACUACCAUGAUCAUGGAUAUGAUAGGUCCACUAGAUAUGGGGGACGUGAGCGUGAUGAUUAUGCAUAUGAUGAUUAUGAUUAUAGAUCUCGUAAUCCUCAUCAAAGUCGGGAGGGUCGGGAGGAUAGCCAUGAGAGGGAUUACGAUUAUGGAAGGCAUAGCUAUGAUUCUGAUUACGAUAGAGGCAGUAGGAGAGGUAGCAGCUGGAGUCGUCGUGAAUCACGUGACAGAGAUCGGGACAAGCGAUGUUUGAGUAGGGAAAUAGAUAGGAGCCCACAUAGAAGGCAUGAGCGUUCUCGGUCUCGAGGACGCGAUGAUCGUCCCAAAUCAAGGUCUCCUCGGGGUCGAAGUCAUGGUCGAAGUUAUCGAGAGGACAGCUAUGAUGAUGGCCGUUAUGAGAGGAGUGAGAAACGAAGGGAUCGUGAUCGUCAGCAUGAACAGAACUCUGUGGUUCCAUCAGCUACUGUUGUUGUGAAGGGUCUAUCGCAGAAGACAACUGAGGAAGAUUUAUAUCAGAUUCUUGCUGAAUGGGGACCCCUUCGUCAUGUUCGUGUGAUCAAAGAACGGAAUUCAGGCAUUUCUCGAGGAUUUGCCUUCAUUGAUUUUCCUUCUGUGGGGGCUGCACGUGCGAUGAUGGAUAAACUUGGAGAUGAUGGUUUUGUUGUGGAUGGUAGGAAGCUCUUAUUUGAGUAUAGUAGCAAGCCAACAGGGGGUUCUGGUGGACCAUCAUUUGGACCUGAUAACACAUCAAAAUCUGGCCAUGGUAACCACAGAAGUGUCACAAUACCGUCUGAUUGGAUGUGCACCAUCUGCGGCUGCAUCAAUUUUGCGCGGCGGACAUCAUGCUUCCAGUGUAAUGAGCCACGAACAGAUGAUGCUCCACCAGCAGAUAUGGCAUCAUCAAAUCCUACUUCAAUGGGGAAGAAAGGGGAGGCAGGUCCCACCCAUGUUUUGGUCGUCCGUGGAUUGGAUGAAAAUGCUGAUGAAGAAAUGCUUCGUUAUGAAUUCUCCAAACAUGCUCCAAUCAAGGAUCUUCGUCUGGUCAGAGACAAAUUUACUCAUGUUUCAAGAGGGUUUGCUUUUGUACAUUUUCGUACGGUUGAGGAUGCUACCAAAGCUCUUGAAGCAACAAAUGGAACAACCCUUGAGAAGAAUGGGCAGAUUCUGCGAGUAGCUUAUGCAAAAAGCAUUCUUGGACCAGGAUCAGGGCCAUCAGGAUCUUCUCAGUCAAGCAGUCUUGCUGCUGCUGCAAUUGAGGCUGCAACAUUUGCUCAACAGUAUGAUGCUGUUGGAUGGGCACCAAAGGAAUAUAAUCCAGAUGAUAAGCAGUCCACUGUUGGGAAGCAGCAUGGUGGUGGAGAGGUUUCUGGUCCAAAGGAUGCUUCUGCUCCACAAUCGGGUUUCGUAUGGGAUGAAGCAUCUGGCUACUAUUAUGAUGCUGCCUCUGGGUUCUAUUAUGAUGGAAAUACAGGUUUAUAUUAUGAUGGUAACAAUGGGAUUUGGUAUUCCUACGAUCACCAAAGUCAACAGUAUGUCCCCUGCACGAAUCAGAGUGACAACAAAAUGGAUGGAAAACAAACUGAAGUUUCCAAGGCAUCUGAUGGUUUUAGCAGAAAGGUAGUUAUUUCUGCACCAGCUGCAACAAUAACAUCAAAUGAGAAGGUCACAUCAUUACCAGAUGCUGUACAGGCUGCGGCUAAUGCAGCAAUAGCAGCAGAAAAGAAAGAAAAAGAAAAAAUGAAAGAGAUUAGGCUUGCUUCAAAGAGCAGUAUUCUGGCCAACAAGAAGAAAAUGAGUAAUGUGCUGACUAUGUGGAAGCAGAGGAGCCAUGAAGGACAAGCACCUCGUGUGGCUCUUGAUGACAAUCAGCCUUCUGCUUCGGCUGAAGAACGACCCAGUUCUGUUGGAGCAUCCAGUAAGAGCAGGUUAAAAAUGGAUGUUGCAACCAUGAAAGAGAAUAUUACCACCAAUCUUGGAUUUACCGCCACAACUACAGUGGCUCCAUCUGUUAGUUUACAGGCUGAAGAUAGGCCAAAGGCUGUUAGUAACAGCUCAGGAGGCACUUUGAUGGGGGUAAUUAGAGGGUCUGGAAGGGGUAUAGCGAAGUCAGAUACUUCAUAUUCUGGAGUAUUGGGAGUUUCGUCCUCAUCUGCCACUGCAUACAGUACAAGUUCGUCAUCAAGUACAGACGGUCACACAACUGUGACACCCUUUAGGACUGAUGCAUCUGCUUUGGGCUCUUAUGUGCCACCUGUGGCUACUGGAAGUGGGAAGAGAAGGUUCUCUGAGAUGCCACUGCAGCCAGGUUCUGCUCACAAGGAACAGCCUCAAACUACCUAUAGGGAUCGUGCAGCUGAGAGGAGGAGCUUGUAUGGUUCCUUGUCUUCAAUUGGGGAUGAUGCAUCUGAUGUUGGGAUUAAGGAUUCAAAUCGGGAUACAGCAUUCAAAAGGGGUUUAGCUGAUUCAAUGCCUUUCCCCCCUGGUGUGGGUGGAGGACGAGGUUCUGGAGAUGCCAAUGUACAGAGUUAUGAGGUGAUUACAGCAGAAAAAGCCAUUGAUGAGAGUAAUGUGGGAAACCGGAUGCUUCGCAAUAUGGGCUGGCAGGAAGGCUUGGGACUAGGGAAGGACGGGAGUGGAAUGGUAGAGCCGGUGCAGGCACAAGCCAUUGACAGUAGGGCCGGAUUGGGGAGUCAGCAAAAGAAGUUGGACCCGAGCUUGGAGGUGCAGGCUGGAGACAGUUAUCGAACUGUCAUCCAGAAGAAGGCGAUUGCCAGGUUUAGAGAGAUGUCAUAGUUUGAGAUGAGAGAGGGGCCGGGGGUUAGGGAGGGUUGUGGGGAUGGAGAUAAAGCUGAUUCGGUAUCAGUUUAAUGUAGAAAAUCUCACAGGUUCUGAACUUGCCAUUGUAGGUCUUUUUUUUGUAUGAAUUGUUAGUUUCAUCAAUCUAGUGAAAAUUUAAAUCAA